AUGACAUCACCAUUGGCAAAUGCAGUGGAAGAGGGCAAGGUUGAAGAUGUCCAGGACAUUCUAUGACUGGAUGUGCGAGGCUGUUUAUACACAGCCAGGCGUGCGUCUCUGCACUGCUUAAAGGGUUCCAUGCUGGCGCCCAUGUUUACUGGACGCUUUCCUCUGAAAGUGCAUGAAUCAGGAGCAUGUCUAAUUGAUCAAGAUGGAAACCUGUUUAAAUAUCUUUUGGAUUAUCUUAAUGGAGAAAUUCAGAUUCCUGAAGAUGAAAAAGUUAGAACUGCAUUGCAGGAGGAAGCAGAUUAUUUUGGAAUCCCUUAUCCAUACAGUCUGUCUGAUCAUUUGGCUAAUGAAAUGGAAGUACACUCUUCAAGGUCCAAUAUAGAGCUUAAAAAGGAUUUGUUGGAUUUCUGUGAUUCUUACAAUUUAGUUUGCACCAAGCCUACAGUUUAACUCCUGCACUAUCUCAACACUUCUGGAGCAAGCUGUGAAAGUAAAAUUAUUGGUGUGUAUACCACAAGAGCAGAUGGGACUGAUGCAAUUAAUAAGGCGCUAGUAAUGAAAAUUCAUGGUAAAAUCAUGUACAAAUCUGAAAUAACACCCAAUACCAUCUGGAGCUAUUACUUGGUAGCUGAGCUGAAAAAGAUGAUGGAUGCUUUUGAUGCCUGGGAAGGGAGAGGUGUCAGCUACUGCAGAGUGCCUCAGGAGCUGAUUGAAUGUCAGACUCUGGAAGAACCCCUGAGAGGCAGUUUGCACCAUAUGCCUCCAGUUUAUAAAAGAUGAUUAAUUGACUGUACUGAAGUAGAAAGCUGUUUACCAUGUAAAGUAGGUCUCCAGCCAAUUAAAUUCUCAGGUCCCUGAACAAGUACCCACAUAAAAGUAAAAAAUUCGGUCCGUUCAGAUCAGGAGGGCACAACCUCAGCUUGUGUGCAGCAAAGCACAGAAGUUGAGGUCAAAGUGCCGUGGUUUAAAGAAAAAGCCUCCCUCCUUCCCCUCGUGCAGGCUGGAGCAGACAUUCUUGUAGCAGGGCAAAUGUUGAGUAAUGAUACUGAAACAAAGAGCUGCUGUAUGUUUCUAUCAGCAGAGGAAAGGCAAGUUUGGAUUGUUGAUUUUCAAGAGCCCUUUUAG
Melospiza georgiana is the source of this 1125-nucleotide messenger RNA. RefSeq names its product potassium channel tetramerization domain containing 18 (gene KCTD18). The record is from RefSeq and is a predicted model, not a curated record. Lineage: Eukaryota; Metazoa; Chordata; Aves; Passeriformes; Passerellidae. Gene Ontology annotation, biological process: protein homooligomerization.